AUGGUGCAGGCGACGGUGUGGAAUCAGGUUCUGACGCCGUCGCGGGGACAGCAGAAUCCGUUGAAUUUUUCGGGGGGUGUGUCAGGGGGAGGAGGCGCUUCGGCGAACGGGCCGCGGGGUGUAGGGGGUCAGUCGCGGUCGCUGAGAAUGGAGGAUUUGAUUGCGAAGAGUACGGAGCCGCCGAAUGAUGAGAUGGGAGCUCGUAUCCUGCAGGCAUAUUUGAGGCGGUUGCAUGUGCGGUAUACGUUUCUGGAUCGGCGUGAGUUGUGGAGGCUGCACGAGGAUCGGUUUCGGCUUUCUAAGACGAAACGCGAGGAGCUUUCGCAGGCGGAGAGAUUCGGGCUUUUCAAAUUGUAUCUGGUGUAUGCAAUUGGGGCGACGACUUUGGAUCUGAGUGAGAAGUACACUUAUGUUCCACCAGAGGUAUGUUUCCUAUGCAAAGGGAGAGGGCAGUGCUAA
Messenger RNA from Aspergillus melleus, 459 nucleotides. RefSeq lists its product as uncharacterized. Gene Ontology annotation, biological process: positive regulation of transcription by RNA polymerase II. Lineage: Eukaryota; Fungi; Ascomycota; Eurotiomycetes; Eurotiales; Aspergillaceae. The transcript has a single exon. Gene Ontology annotation, molecular function: DNA-binding transcription factor activity, RNA polymerase II-specific; sequence-specific DNA binding. Bases 1 to 459 code for a protein of 152 amino acids. The record is from RefSeq and is a predicted model, not a curated record.